Molecule: messenger RNA, 618 nt
Organism: Diabrotica balteata
Lineage: Eukaryota; Metazoa; Arthropoda; Insecta; Coleoptera; Chrysomelidae
Source: the annotation of a GenBank genome assembly
AUGAUUGUUAAAAAACUUAUCAGUUUACUAAGACCAUUUGAAGAAGUGAUCAGAGAGUUAAGUGCUGUCGAUGUUUCUAUUUAUUCUGUAAUUCCCUUAAUUGCUACUCUAGAAAAAGUUAUUCAUGAUCUUGAUUCAUCCGAUGAACACAUUAGUGAUACGAUUACCGUCAUAAAAGAUGAGCUUAUUCGCAAGUUUUCGGGUUUAGAGAAUGAAAUAUUGUUUGCCACGGCGACCUUUAUUGACCCAAGAUACAAAGCAAAUUUUUUAAAAAAUACCUCGACUAAAGAGCUUGUCAUAGAGCAUAUUUUAGAUUUGCUCAGAGACAAUGAAACCGACAUAUCUUCCAAUUCACUUUACCCGAAUGCAAAGCGUGUUAGAUUAAAUAAUGAAUGCGAAGAUUACGAAACACACAACAGUCUGUCCUUAAAAGAAACGAUGAGUUUACUGAUGAAUACGAGUGAUAGUGAAGAAGAUGACAUGGCUCUUCCUGGUUUUGAAAACUCUGUCCAUCUUUUAAUCCGUAAAACUGUCACAGAAUACUCAUCGGAAAAACGCGUGGCAGGUGACGUCGACCCUCUAACAUGGUGGAAAGUGAAUAUGGGAAGAUGCAGUUAG